AUGGCGUCGCUGGGCCUGGCCGGCGAGGCGGUGAGGGACCUGUUUGGGUUCAGCCUGGCUGGGCUCACGGAUGCGGAGCAGAGGGCAAGGGAGGCCUCGCAUGCGGCGGCGCGGAGCCAGGUUAAGGGCUGGCUGCGCAAGAUCAAGGGGGGCGACGCGCGGGUGCUGUACUGCGCCAAGGGGAAGCUCAAGGCGGUGGUGCGCAAAGGCCUGCCGCCGGAGAUUCGCCCCGAGGUUUGGAUGAUUCUGUCGGGCGCGAAGCUGAGGAAGGCCGAGGCGCCGAGGGGCUACUACGCGGGGCUGGCGGCGGCGGUGGAGGCGGGGGAGGGGCCGUCGGGGGUUCUGGAGGUGUCCCGCGACGUGCAGCGAAUGUUCCGGCACCACGAAGCGUUCCGGCAGGGGGACGGCGUGCGGUCCGUGCGGCGGCUGCUGAGCGCGUUCCUGAGGCACAACCCCGAGGCGGGGUACGCGGCGGGCAUGACGGCCGCGGCGGCGUUCGUGCUCACGGUCAUGGGCUUCCACAGGGAGGAGGACGCUUUCUGGGUGUACGCCUCCAUCGUGGAGGAGGGCCUCUUCAGGGGGGCCGGCGAGCAGAUGCUGUUCUGGUGCAAGGUCCAGGAGAAGGUGCUGGGCGCGCUGGUGCGAGAGCGCGUGCCCCGGGUGCACAAGCAGUGCAUGAAGCUGGGCUGCACCGUGUCUGCGGUCACCAGCACCUGGUUCUCAUCCCUGUUCGUCCUGACGCUUCCAGCCGAGACUGCUGUGCGCGUGUGGGACUCGUUGAUAUGCGAGGGCCCGAAAGUGCUGCUCAGAGUGGCAUUGGCUCUUCUCAAGAAAUGCGAAUCCACAAUUUUGAUGACCACUGACAUGCAACAGCUCUCCCAGAUUAUUACAUACAAGCUCCGUCGCGUAUUUGGUGCGAACGAGCUGUUGAACGUGGCGUUCAACAAACUAGGGAGGCUCACUUCUGCACAGGUGCAUGGGAUACAUAGCGAGAUGGAACUGGUUGUUGAAAGGGACAUUGAGGAGCGGUCCAGGCGGAUGAUUGGCCUUAUGCCUAGCCAGGGCAGGGACUCCCCUGAGCUACUGCUUGGCAGUUGGGUGAUGGAGUCCCUUUGA
This is a messenger RNA of Ostreobium quekettii, 1116 nucleotides long. NCBI's taxonomy places the organism in Eukaryota, Viridiplantae, Chlorophyta, Ulvophyceae, Bryopsidales, Ostreobiaceae. The record is from the annotation of a GenBank genome assembly.